Molecule: messenger RNA, 6420 nt
Organism: Ostrea edulis (European flat oyster)
Lineage: Eukaryota; Metazoa; Mollusca; Bivalvia; Ostreida; Ostreidae
Product: glycogen debranching enzyme-like
Exons: 29
Coding region: 321-5003 (1560 amino acids)
Biological process (GO): glycogen catabolic process; glycogen biosynthetic process
Molecular function (GO): amylo-alpha-1,6-glucosidase activity; 4-alpha-glucanotransferase activity
Source: RefSeq, a predicted model, not a curated record
UUUUACCCAACCCCUGUAUUCGAAACUACGUUGUAGCUAUACAAAUAUUUCUUAUGUUGCGGCUUAUUCAUUCAUUCUUUUAUAAUUAAUCUGUAAAAAAAAAAAUAUAAUAAUUCAAAUAACGAUUAUCAAAUAAAAAUUUUGUGUUUAUUUUAUCUUUUUAUUUAUUUAUUUAUUUUGGCGAAUGACUGUUAUUUUCGGAUGAUUGAUGCAGUCCUUGAAUGCGGUCACCCUGCAUAAUGAAGGCCGUUUAGUCGAGAAGCAGACGGCAUUUUCCAAUGCGAUCAUUGUCGAUCACCCAUCAGGGUUGAGAAGAAACUAUGCAUACAAAGCAGAUCAGAGUAUUGACUCUCAAUGGAGGAGAAAACAGGGAGACAACUCUGUACAGACUACAGAAAGGAUGGAUCCUAAGAUUUAACUUGGGACCUUCACUGUUUGUGAGUCCUGUCAGAAUAUUUUCCAAUCACCCCACAAAUAAAAGUGUACCGUUUGAUCGGACCAAGUACACAGAGCUCGAGUGGAACAGCCCCAGUGGUUCUAAGAUUGACCGACAUGAUGUGUAUGCCGAGGCUCAGAUCAACACUGCAGGGUCAUUCAACUAUUACUUCACAGCAGAUGGAAGUAAAGACAAACAACAUGCAGAUGGGGAGGGCUACUUUCUGGUGGACCCAGUCCUGUCAUUUUCUACCGAUGACUGUGAAGAUGAGGAAAACGAAGAACUGAGUUUGGACAGCAUUCAGUGUCAGUCUGUCAUCUCCAAACUUCUAGGUCCCUUCCCUGAAUGGGAGGGGAGGCUCAAAGUGUCCUACGAGACCGGAUAUAAUAUGAUCCAUUUCACUCCUAUCCAAGAAUUAGGUCAAUCCAACUCUGCUUACUCAAUCCGAAAUCAGUUAUGUCUGAAUCCAAUAUUUAACACAGAAAAUAAGACUUAUGGGUAUGAUGAUGUAGAAACACUUGUGAAUGAAAUGGUGAGAAAUUGGAAGAUCUUGUCUAUGACUGAUCUGGUGUUAAAUCACACUGCCAAUGAUUCUCCUUGGCUUAGAGAACACCCAGAGUGUGGAUACAAUCUUGUCAACUCCCCCCAUCUCAGGCCAGCGUAUCUAGUCGAUCGAAUUCUCCUUCACUUCAGCAUAGAUGUAGGGGAUGGAAAAUACGAAUCCAGAGGCAUUCCUGACAUUGUGGACCGUAUGGAACACUUAGAGGCAAUCAACAGAGUUUUACAUGAAGAUGUUUUUCCAUACUACAAGUUACAUGAGUUUUAUACAAUGGACAUUGAGGCUGUUCUCAGAGAAUUUAAGAGGGCAAUUGAAGAGGCAAGAUGUGUCUCAUCAUCUAAACCACAGCUUGAAUUGAUUCAGGACCCCCAGUUCCGAAGGAAUACGAGCACAGUCGACAUGGACACAGCUCUUCAUUUGUAUAACACUGACAGACCAGGGGUAUCCAGUAGGGCAGAACGCAUCCAGAGAUGUUGUGAAGAGUUUCGAGCCAAGCUUGAAGAGCUCAACAGACACAAAUUUGCCGAAAUGCAAGAUCAUAUAAAUGCUGCUAUCUCCAACUUUGUGGCCAAUGUUAAAUACAGAUUUGUGGAUGGCCAUGGUCCGAGAGUGGGGAAGGUCACGGCAGAGGAACCUCUGAUGUGGAAUUACUUUGUACAACCCGAGUCCUACGAUGGCACAGUGUUAUCAGAGGAAGUUAAUAUGGAUGGGGAUUCUGGGAAGCUUAUCAUGGCUGUCAAUGGAUGGGUGAUGGGAGAUGAUCCUCUCAAAAACUUUGCUGACCCAGACAGGACUGUUUACCUGCGGCGAGAGUUGUUACCUUGGGGAGACAGCUGUAAACUUAGGUACGGUAAGGAGCCGAAGGAUUGUCCUUAUUUGUGGCAACGUAUGAAGGACUACACAGAGGCGAUGGUUAAAAUAUUUCAUGGAGUGAGGUUAGACAACUGUCACAGCACACCUAUCCACGUGGCUGAGUAUGUUUUGGAUGCUGCUCGUAAGAUUAGACCAGACCUGUAUGUAGUGGCCGAGUUGUUUACAGGGAAUGAGAGUGUGGAUAAUAUUUUUAUGAACAAACUCGGAAUUAACUCUCUCAUACGAGAGGCAAUGAGUGCCAGCGACUGUCACGACCAGGGCAGACUGGUGUACAAAUAUGGGGGUACUUCAGUGGGAUCCUUCAUCCAGCCCCGUGUACAGCCCCUGCUGCCCACCACUGCCCAUGCUCUCUUCUUUGAUCAAACUCAUGACAAUGAAAGUCCAGUAGAGAGAAGAAGUCCGUUUGACCCGUUUCCAUCAGCAGCCAUUGUUUCCAUGGCUUGCUGUGCUACAGGCAGUAACCGAGGAUACGAUCAACUGGUUCCACAUCAUAUUCAUGUUGUGAAGGAGGAGAGAUUGUAUAUGUCUUGGGCAACUUGGGACUUUCCAGAGCCACCAUUUAUGAAUGAUAAAUUUGGAAUCACAGCUGGGAAGAAGAUCUUAAAUAAACUUCAUUACCACCUCGGUGUAACUGGGUAUUCUGAGGUGUAUGUAGAUCAGCUGUCGCACGACACGGUAGCAAUAACACGACACAAUCCCCAUAACCACGAGUCAUAUGUCAUGGUGGCUCGAACAGCAUUCCAAAAUCCACAAAAUCCAAAGGAAACUGGCUACAUUAGGCCACUACACGUAGAUGGAGAAAUAACAGAAAUAGUAUUUGAAGCCAAGUUUAGUGAAACUGAAGGUUUCAAGUACGAAAAGAACCCCAAUUUUAUCAAUGGUCUCCCAAAUUACUAUCUGGACAUAAAAGAAAAGUUAGAAACCAGUGCAAGUGAAUCAAUCAAAAUAAGGAAGCAGGGCGACUCCUCAGAAGUGGACUUCCAUUCCUUUCCUCCGGGUUCUGUGGUAGUUUUCAAACAGGUUCUUCCACACAAAGCUAAGAAUGCAAUUCUAAAAAUUCGCCGUGGAGUAAGCCAGUUUGGAUAUUUAAUGAGAUCGUACAGUGGGAGGACUAUGUUUGAUAAGACAUUCGACAGCAGUAAUUUCCACGCAAUUGUCAGUAAACUCUCGUUAUCGGAUCUGAAUAUUGUGCUAUAUCGGUGUGAUUCUGAGGAGGCAGCUGAUGGAAAUGGCUUUGGAGCUUACGACAUUCCUGGGUAUGGGCCCAUGGUUUACUGUGGACUAAGAGGACUAAUGGCUGUGUUGGCACAUGUGCGUCCAAACAAUGACUUGGGACAUCCACUAUGUAAUAACCUGAGGGAAGGAAACUGGUUGUCAGAUUAUGUGGCUAACAGGUUGAAAGUUCACCCAAACACUCGAGAUCUUGGUGAGUGGUUUGCUGGUGUGUUGGGAAAUUUAAACGACAUCCCUAGGUUCUUGGUUCCAUGCUAUUUUGAUACAGUGAUUACAGGGGCAUAUGUAGUACUGAGAGACCAGACCACAAAGCUCAUGUCUGAGUUCAUCCAGGAUGGUUCAACCUUUGUACAGAUGCUGUCCUUGGGAAGCCUUCAGUUCUGUGGAUAUGUCAAGAAUGCAAAGCUUCCCAAGUUAUCUCUGACUAUGAAAUCAACAACUCCAAAUGUUGACGUAGAUCAUCCUCUGUCAUUGGCUGCUGGAUUUCCCCAUUUUGCCAGUGGUUACAUGAGGAACUGGGGAAGAGAUACGUUUAUUUCUCUGCGAGGUUUACUGUUGCUAACAGGCAGAUAUGAUGAUGCUAAGUUGAUAAUAAUGGCUUAUGGAGGUUGUUUACGACAUGGCCUAAUUCCUAAUUUACUUAACGAGGGAAAAGGUGCUCGCUUUAAUUGCCGUGAUGCCUUCUGGUGGUGGCUCCAAGCCAUCCAGGACUACUGCAGCUUUAGGGGAACAGAUAUUCUAGAGGAAAAAGUGGCUCGACUGUAUCCAAGUGACGAUUCAACUGUCCAUGAACCUGAUGGACAAUAUGAUCAACCAUUACAUCAGGUCAUUCAGGAAGGUUUACAACGACAUGCUGAAGGACUGAAGUACAGAGAAAGAAAUGCUGGCACAGCAAUUGAUGAACAGAUGUCAGAUGAAGGAUUUAAUAAUGAAAUAGGAGUGGACUGGGAAACGGGCUUUGUGUUUGGAGGAAACGAGCGUAAUUGUGGUACCUGGAUGGACAAGAUGGGAAGCUCUGUUAAGGCUGGGACAAAAGGAAAACCUGCCACUCCAAGGAGUGGUUCAGCUGUGGAACUUGUAGGGCUAUGUAUGUCUGCAUUAACCUGGUUAGAAAAUUUAGCUGACCAAAAAAUCUACCCUUAUGAUGGAGUUUCUAUCAUCAAAGAUGGAGUCUCUACAAAAAAGACAUUUAAAGAAUGGUCUAGGCUGUUAAAAGACAAUUUUGAGAAGCAUUUCUGGAUAAAUGUGGAUCCUACUGCUGAAUAUGAGACCCACCCUGAGCUGAUUAACAGAAGAGGUUUUUACAAAGACUCGUACUUCGCUAAACCAUUCUGGGCAGAUUUUCAGCUCAGACCAAACUUCCCGGUUGCUAUGGUUGUGGCUCCCCAGCUGUUUCCACCAGAGUAUGCCUGGACAGCGCUAGCACAGGCUGAAGAUGUACUGCUUGGAUCUUUGGGAAUGAAAACACUAGAUCCCAGGGACUGGGCGUAUGUUGGAGAUUAUGACAACUCAAAUGACACAGAUGACUGCAAAGUGGCACAUGGAUUCAAUUAUCACCAAGGGCCAGAAUGGGUAUGGCCACUUGGAUAUUUUCUCAGAGCAAAGCUAUACUUUGCCAAGAUACUGGAAUCCAAGAGGAAGGGGCUUCUGAAGAGCACUGUUAGCUUCAUCAAGACUCGACUCACUCCUCACUAUGAACACAUAAUGGCAUCUCCCUGGCAGUCUCUUCCAGAACUGACAAAUUCCAAUGGCAGGUUUUGCCCAAGCAGUUGCCCAGCCCAGGCUUGGAGUGCAGCCUGUAUACUGGAAGUCUUGUAUGAUUUGGAGGAAGUGGGAAUGGUAGAUGAUAUUGCCCCUCGACGAAACUCAGCGGAUUUGUCUCAGAAGACGGUGCUGGUGUAAAUGACAGAAAACCCAACAGUUAGGGUAUAACUGUGUGAAAGAUCUGUUCCUUGGGAUCGAAUUAUCUGUAACCUCAUUGUGUUUGGUUCAUUAAUGACAAUGCAUAUGUAUUUCUCUAUUCCCCCUGUAUAAUUGUGUAUUAUGAAUAUAUCCCGUCUAUGGCUUUAGAACUUUCCCAGUGACAAUCAGAAAACUAAUCUUACCGAUACUUCAUGGUGAUAUUACAGUGGAAUCGUAAAAAUAUUGAUAACAUCAUUUUCUCAAAACCUGUUAUCACAAAAGAGGUAUUCUGGGGGAGGAAUUGUUACAUUAUCAACGGGAAAGUACAUGUACGUUUUAUAUCAGUAUUUGGUUGACAGGAAGCAGGAUAGGAGAAUGGAUGUAUACUAAACUCUCUUAUACCACUUUUAAGUCAAAGGGGGGUAUAUCUGGUAGAUGGUAUACUAGAAUGAUAAGAAUACAUAAUGUCCUAUAUACAGUGUAGAUUAAACCUGUGUAGACUAUGUAUUUCUGUAACCAUUUGUUAUUUCCUCCAUACUGUGGAUGUGGAAAUUUACAGGAUUCUUUAUUUUCAUUAGAUUAGCAUUGUUGAUUUUUGUCCAAGAAAUUUAUCAAGCUUUUAAUUGAUUUUAUACUGAUGAACAUUAGCAACAAAAAGUAUUAUAAGAACUAAAUUUAGCAAGUGGAAAUAGGACUUUCACAGGUUCAAAUGUUUUGAAAAUACACAAAAAUUAUAUUCACUUGCAUUAGUGGAUUAUCGAAAUUAUAGUAUCUUGUAUCUGGAUCUAGACUGCCAAAUUAUUUGCAAUUAUUGCAUGUAUUCAUAUAUAGUAUUAAAUGUAACAGUAGUCUUAGUGUUGAAGGAGAUUUAUUUUGUUGAUUUUGCGAUACAAUACAUUCACAAUUUAUCCCUUUCCAAUACAGUACAUGAAUUCUUACCUUGUGUCGUUACAUCAGUUUCCAAUGUGUACUGUUUGUAAGUUCCUUCACAAAAUGGAAUGUUGUUGAUUUUUCCGUUUAAGGUCUCUCCACCCAAACUACAACUUCAGUGUUUUCAAAUGUACAUGUAUUUGUUUUAGGCAAUUUUAAAUGUUGAUAUAAUGCACUAUUGGAUUUAUUCAUGACAAACUGAUGCUACAGUGUGGCACAAUAAUGAAUAAAUAACUUAUUUUUUAAUCCAGUGCAAGUCACAAAUUUCUUAAGGAUAUAAAUUCUACCAAUAUAAAUACACAUUGGUAUUUAUAGUAUACAUUUUUCAUGUACCAAAAUGUAUUUCAAGAAAGGUAAUUUUCACUUCCAUUUCUGCAUCCUAUUUACCCAUGUUUUUUGUGACUGUGAUAAUGAGAGAGUUUACUGUGUAGUUUUUAAGUGAUAUUUUAUAUUAUAAACUUGAAUAUUAAAAAUGCUUUGAUUUUGA